AUGGCUCAAUACACUGAAGAAGUUCCUGCUACUAAAGAAUAUGAAGUUUUAAGGAGGAAGGCUAGCAGGCUUCAACAAGCAAUCAGUGAUCCAAUCUUGCUGUCAAUUGAUCUGUUUUCAAAGAAUCUUGUUUCUCAUUCAACUCUUCAAAAAGUGAAUGUUCCUGCCACUACACCAAAUGCACAAAACUAUGAGAUUAUAGAUAGCUUACUUCGAGCAGUGGCCAUAGAUCCCAAAAAUUUUCACAAGCUCCUUCAAGUACUAGAGGAUCAUCCUCCACUAUUGACUGUUGUAGGCAAAGAAAUGAAAGAAGACUAUGAGUCAUGCACAUCACCUCAAGAGCAGAAAAAAGUAAUCUCUGUUGAUGGUCAAGAUAUGCAAAAUGAGUAUGAUGAAAUGCUUGGACGGUUAGCAGGACUAGUGCUUGAUUUUCAGAAAGUAGUUGAAAAGGCAAAUGUCAACAUUGAAGAUCUGAAGCAAUUUGUCAUCGUACGUUAUCCUGAUGAGCAGUAUAGAAAUGAGCUAAGGAAAGCAAGUGAUAUUAAUGAAGUGUUUGCUAUAAUCCGUAGCAAAUUUUGCUCUCUCUUCAAUUACUCUGUUCUGCUACGAAUUGCUGAGAAAUUUAAUCUUCCUGAUGGAUUUAAAGUAAUAAGAGAAUACAAAGUAAAGGAAGAUGAUUAUCAUAAGAUAUUGAGUAGCUCCUCACUUGCCAGUGAACUGCAGAGAGAAAACGAAUUACUUUGUCAGAAUUUAUCUCAUACAAAGAAAAUCAUUAUUAAGUUACGGGGAUGGUCACGACCACCAGCACCAACAGUUGCUGAGUUUCAGGAAGUUAUCAAAAAUGUUUUUGCUGACCUUGGAGACUUGCUUCAUAUCCUUAAAGUUGAGUCUGGUUCGAUAAUUGUUACAAUGUGUACUCCUGAACGAGUGACGGGAGCACUAAUAGCUCUGGCAAAGAGGAAAAUAGCAUAUCUUAAGGAUAUUGGAGUGAGCUCAUUAACAAUUGGAGACACUUUAAUCAUAAAUAACAUUGAAGAUACAGAAGAGGUAUACAGCAUUUUAAAUUAUUAUUGUAAUUAA
Messenger RNA from Amphimedon queenslandica, 1080 nucleotides. RefSeq lists its product as uncharacterized. The record is from RefSeq and is a predicted model, not a curated record. The transcript is spliced from 3 exons. Bases 1 to 1080 code for a protein of 359 amino acids. Lineage: Eukaryota; Metazoa; Porifera; Demospongiae; Haplosclerida; Niphatidae.